This is a messenger RNA of Phytophthora sojae, 1434 nucleotides long. RefSeq lists its product as hypothetical. Gene Ontology annotation, molecular function: magnesium ion binding; phosphopyruvate hydratase activity. Lineage: Eukaryota; Oomycota; Peronosporomycetes; Peronosporales; Peronosporaceae. The record is from RefSeq and is a predicted model, not a curated record. Bases 1 to 1434 code for a protein of 477 amino acids. Gene Ontology annotation, cellular component: phosphopyruvate hydratase complex. The transcript has 11 exons. Gene Ontology annotation, biological process: glycolytic process.
AUGCGUGCCCCAGUCUUCUCGUUGCUAGAGCGAGGACAAGCGCGAGGAGCUUUGCUGGCCGCCCACGCCGCCGCCAGCGACCGCGAGGACGCGCAGCAGCAGCUGGCGCAGCCACUCAAGACGCUGUCGGAGGAGCUGGAGCUCGUGGCGGCCGCUGCGACGACCGUGCCGCUCGCCGCCGCGCUGACCCCGGACUUCUAUGCAAGCUACCUGCUCAUUGUGCUGCUGGCGAAGAAAAUGAAUGACGCGCGGUUCCUGUGGAAGCGCAUCGCGCGGAGAACUCCGAGGAGCUCCCGUGCUGUGUGGGAGAUCGGCAAGGCGCUGUGGCAGCCUGCCACCCGCGAGGGCACUGCAGAGCUGCUGAGUCUUGCGUAUUCGACAAUUUCGGUCAGCGACGCCGCGCUGGGCUUAGCUCGGCACGAAGACGCGAUGCAGUACUGCUCGUCGCUGAACUGGGAGGUGAAUGCGGCGGACCAAAUGAUCCUGCCAGAACACGGUGUUCAAGCCCAAGAGCAGCAAGAGCAACAGCAGCAGCUCGUCGUGGAAGCAGAAGCGGCGACGGCUCAAGACGGAGCGGCUCAGCAGCACGACCAUGGCCAUUGGGACCUCCGUCAUCUCCAAAAGCUCCCCCAGUCUGGCAACUGGUCGUCUACAUCCCCACCGUGCUCCUGUCCUCCUGCCGUGUUCGAGGCCCGUGCUGAAGUCCGACAUCUGCACGUUCGAGACGGACUUGAUGCCGCCCGGCCAAGCGCCCACGGAGCUUGCAAGGUCGCGCAGAUCGUGGGCGACGACCUGGCGGUGACGAAUCCCAUCGAGCAGAAGGCUUGCGACGCUUUCCUGCUGAAGGUGAACCAGAUCGCCAGCAACACGGCGUCGAUUGAGGCAGUGACGGUGGAGAAGAAGAGUGUGGCCGCCGGUGUUAAGAAGGGCGCUCCGUGCCAUGCUGAGCGUUUGGUCAAGUACAACCAGGCUCAGUCUAUCGAGAAGGAUCGCGACGAUAAGACAACGCUAGUGGGAAUGGAGAAGCUGGACAAACACCACGCGCCCGAGCUGGGCAUUGCCGACUUUGGCGAGAGCGAGGAGCAACGCAGACUGAGGAGACACACGCCGCUCGGCGCCGAGAAGUACGAGGUCGGAGCCACGUACACCUUCGAUAAUCUGGCGCUGGGCAACAAGGCGGGCGACUACACUUAUGCAGAUGUGCUGUACACGGCCGAGCAGUUCGUGUCGUUCGGGCCGCAGGCCGAGAUCAAGGAGUACUGCACGCUGUUGUCGUACCAUAUCCACCGUCGUCGGCAAUCCUGCGUCGGUGCCCAGGGACGCCUGCACCAACAACGGAACGCACUGCCUCCGUUCCUGGCGUACUCGGGCUCGAGCAACGUCACGGCCUCAGUCGUGUACGUGUACAGCACGACUUUGUAUGAAUACGUGUAA